This is a messenger RNA of Danio rerio (zebrafish), 1136 nucleotides long. Lineage: Eukaryota; Metazoa; Chordata; Actinopteri; Cypriniformes; Danionidae. The record is from RefSeq.
AUAAGAUACACACAGCAGCAUGAAUGCAAAAAUCAAUUACAGUCUUGCGGCAGUGUUUUUGUCUGCUUUGUUUGAAACAGUACAUGCAUAUUACACAUAUGCUCAAAUCCAGUGUCAUGUGUCUGACUCUCUACAAAAGAUUGAAUUUAUCUUCUCUGUCACCUACAACAUGAUUGAACUUGUGAGAUACAACAGUACUGAAGAUACGUUUUUUGGUUACACUGCAAUUGGUCAAAAAUUUGCAGAGGAAUAUAAUAAAGACAAAGUUUUACUUGCACAACAUGAUUUUGUGCUGAACCAAUGCAGAGAACUUGGUGAUGUCAUUUUACCUAAUGCAGUUUGGCUUGCAGUGAAACCAGAAGUCAUUAUUCGGUCAGUUACUGAAGCUAAAGGCAAUCGGAAAGCUGUCCUGGUGUGCAGUGCCUAUGACUUUUACCCCAAAGGCAUCAAACUGACGUGGAUGAGGGAUGAUAAAAAGGUUACAGCUGAAUUGACAUCCUCUGAGGUGAUGGCUGAUGGACACUGGCACUACCAGAUUCACUCCUACCUGGAAUAUUUUCCUCAAACUGGAGAGAAGAUCUCCUGUGUGGUGGAUCACGCCAGCUCCCUUAAACCCAUGAUCUAUUACUGGGAUCCCUCUCUCCCCGAGUCUGAAAGAUCUAAGAUCAUUCUUGGGGCUGUGGGGCUGCUGAUGGGGAUUUUUACAGCAGCUGCAGGAGUGAUCUAUUAUAAAAGAAAACAAACAGGCUUUUACAGACUUCCGGUUUGUUUACUUCCAAUGGAAACAAUGAACGACACUGAACUGCAGUAGGCUGUGACAUUUGAUACUUAAACAUAACCUCCAGAUCAUCUGAGAGAUCCACUGAUUGAAUAGGUGGAGUGUCCUGCGUCAAUCACAUGCUUCAUCUCUUGAUUUGUUAAUAUUAAUGUUUUCUCACCUGUCAAUUCAAAGGUGACAAACUCUUAAAAUAGAUUAUUGAAGAUUAAUGUUUUGUUACUUGGACUUGACUUGAUUUAUGAUGUAAUUCUAAUGUACAUUUCAAAUAUUAUUACGUAUACACUCUAGCACUUGACAGUGUACUCUACACUGAACUUGACAAUGUUUUUGGAGAUGACAAUACUCAAAUUUUCAAAUA